AUGCUCGCCGGCCUCCUCCUCCUGCUCCUCCUCACAGGGAAGGUCUCUCCUGUCCCCACAGUUGUGUAUGGACAGGCCCCUGAGAGAGUGUGCAGCUAUCAGGAUGUUUUAAACUACCUGAACUUGACCAAAGACAAUGAGCUGUUCUCCAUGACCCGCCCUGUUAAAGACUAUAAACAGCCCACAGAAGUAUCCCUGGAAGUGCUGCUGUAUGCCAUUCUAGAUGUGCGAGAGAUUGACCAGAAAUUCGUUUCCUACGUUUGGGUUUUCACGGGCUGGCAGAAUGAAUACAUUCAGUGGAAUCCAGAGGACUUUUGUGGUAUUGAUCAUAUUUCGCUUCCUACUGACGUUUUGUGGAUGCCAGAUAUAUCUAUUGAGGAAAUGACAGAAAAGGACAAAGCCCCUCCAAGUCCUCAUCUCAUCGUCCUCAAUCAUGGGACAGUCAUCGUUAAGAAUGACCAGGUGCUGGUCAGCACCUGCAGGAUGCAUGUUCACAAUUUCCCCUUUGACACCCAGAGCUGCAACCUCUCGUUCAAGUCUGUUGUACAUUCGGUCGACGAAAUACGGCUCAUUCGCUCUCUCAGCUCCGCAGAGGCCACGCUCUGGUCUCGCGAGGUGAUGCUGACCCAGUACGAGUGGCUGUUCAUCAACAUGACGGUCACCAACGAGACUGCCAACAUGUUUGGACUCAAACAAGACAUGAUGAUUUUCACUGUCUCCAUGAAGAGGAGGUCUGCCCUGUACGUCGUCAACUUCCUGCUCCCCAUCCUGUUCUUCUUCAGUCUGGACUUGGCCUCCUUCCUGAUCUCAGACAUCGGGGGCGAGAAGCUCAGCUUUAAAGUCACCGUGCUGCUCGCCGUUACUGUGAUGCAGCUUAUUCUCAAUGAAAUUCUGCCUUCGUCCUCAGACAAGAUUCCACUUAUAGCCAUCUACUGUAUUGGGAUUUUUGGUUUGAUGAUGCUGAGCCUUCUGGAGACCAUUUUGGUGAUGCAUCUGAUGGAGAAAGACUCCCGAGACAACGCGGCCGAAAGAGAGAGUGAGGGCUGUAACAAGAAGGACAAAGCCGACCGUAAAGACGAUGAGAAGAAAUGGACCUCUUGCAUCUGUGAUGUGUCUGCUGAUGAAACCCCAGCUGAACUGUUGAAGGGUAGCAGCAGCCAGCUGACGGAGGAGUCCCACUCCUCUGAAAAGCUCUCCGAUGAGCUGAGGGAUGUGCUGAAAACGCUGACUCUGGUCCUCAACAACAGGAAGGACGAAGGGAAGCCUGGCUACUGGACCAGAAAGGCUAAAACCAUCAACAAAUGUUUCUUCAUCUUCUACAUCAUAGCUGCCAGUCUGUUUUUACUCUGUAUGUUUCUUAGCUGGAGUCAUGCAUGA
This is a messenger RNA of Chelmon rostratus (copperband butterflyfish), 1377 nucleotides long. Its product is annotated as 5-hydroxytryptamine receptor 3A-like. Gene Ontology annotation, molecular function: extracellular ligand-gated monoatomic ion channel activity; neurotransmitter receptor activity; transmembrane signaling receptor activity. The transcript has 10 exons. NCBI's taxonomy places the organism in Eukaryota, Metazoa, Chordata, Actinopteri, Chaetodontiformes, Chaetodontidae. The record is from RefSeq and is a predicted model, not a curated record. Gene Ontology annotation, cellular component: neuron projection; synapse; membrane. The coding region runs from base 1 to 1377 and encodes 458 amino acids. Gene Ontology annotation, biological process: chemical synaptic transmission; monoatomic ion transmembrane transport; signal transduction.